AUGAAUAAUCAAGGCUACAACAACAACUCCGUCACUGGCAGUAGUAGAAUGGAGGAGGGACGAUCUCGGCAAGAAGACAGGCAGAGGCUUAUGGAUUCCACUGAGAUGUUGCGCGACAGUUCUAGUCAACUACGCGAUGCGAAGAGGACAGCUCUCGAGACGGAGGACAUCGCUGUUGGGGUUAUGUCCGAUUUACGGUCACAACGUGAAGUGAUUUCCCGUACGGGCAACAGCCUCAACGAGGUCGACUCCAACCUGGCUACAGCCCGCCGAACCAUCAGUACUAUGGCGCGGCGAGCUAUGGCUAAUCGCAUGGUCCUCACCGCCAUCGCCAUUGCCAUUGGCCUCGCAAUAUUGUAUAUUUUCUAUCGGAAAAUUGCUGGUUAA
Messenger RNA from Perkinsus marinus ATCC 50983, 387 nucleotides. Its product is annotated as vesicle transport V-snare protein vti1a, putative. The transcript is spliced from 3 exons. Lineage: Eukaryota; Perkinsozoa; Perkinsida; Perkinsidae. Gene Ontology annotation, cellular component: SNARE complex; late endosome membrane; endoplasmic reticulum membrane. Bases 1 to 387 code for a protein of 128 amino acids. Gene Ontology annotation, molecular function: SNAP receptor activity; SNARE binding. The record is from RefSeq and is a predicted model, not a curated record. Gene Ontology annotation, biological process: vesicle fusion with Golgi apparatus; retrograde transport, endosome to Golgi; macroautophagy.